This is a messenger RNA of Nematolebias whitei (Rio pearlfish), 417 nucleotides long. RefSeq names its product lysophosphatidylcholine acyltransferase 2-like. Gene Ontology annotation, molecular function: calcium ion binding. The record is from RefSeq and is a predicted model, not a curated record. The transcript is spliced from 2 exons. NCBI's taxonomy places the organism in Eukaryota, Metazoa, Chordata, Actinopteri, Cyprinodontiformes, Rivulidae. The annotation marks the transcript as partial.
CUGUUUGACACAGACGAAGACGAGAAAAUCACCCACGACGAGUUUACGGCUCUGCUGCGCUCGGCUCUGGGUGUGUCCGAUAUAAACAUGACGAAGCUCUUUAAGGAGAUCGAUGCAGAUUCUUCUGGUUUCAUCACAUUCGGAGAAUUUCAAGCCUUUGCUACCACCCACCCUGAAUAUGCCAAGCUCUUCACCACCUACCUGGAGCUUCAGCGGUACCACGCGCUCAAAGAGGCCAGACCUGAAGAGCUGGAGUCAGUGGAUGAAACCAGUUCAGAGGAAAACAACGAGGACAGUACUUCUGACAAAAAGGACGACUGAGAAUGAGCCUCACAUUUAUCUUGAUAAAUGUGUCAAGUAUUUGUUUUUUGUUUGUUUUUUUGGUUUUAGGGUGUUUAUUUUUUUUUUCCAUUUGCC